Messenger RNA from Neodiprion fabricii, 2046 nucleotides. Its product is annotated as organic cation transporter protein-like. The coding region runs from base 145 to 2046 and encodes 633 amino acids. Gene Ontology annotation, molecular function: transmembrane transporter activity. Gene Ontology annotation, biological process: transmembrane transport. NCBI's taxonomy places the organism in Eukaryota, Metazoa, Arthropoda, Insecta, Hymenoptera, Diprionidae. The record is from RefSeq and is a predicted model, not a curated record. The transcript is spliced from 9 exons. Gene Ontology annotation, cellular component: membrane.
UGCAGUACGAACAAGUCUUAUCGAUCGGUGCCUAAAAGAAUAAUCAGACAUUCGUUCGGCAGAUACAUUGAUCCGAGUGAAAGGAAAUCUUGUGAAGAGAAGACUUGAAGGACUACAACGGGACAGAAAGAAGAAGUGAUCAGAAUGGGUUACGACGACGUUAUUUCACACAUUGGAGAAAUGGGCCCGUACCAACGAAGAGUAUCCGUUGUUAACUUUAUACCAUCAUUAACCAGCGCCAUUCACGUCAUGGGCACAAUUUUCCUGUUAGGCAAACCAAAAUUCAGGUGUCUGACACCCGAGGAAGACCAAAGAAAUGCAACAUACAUUCCGGGACUACAUACGGCAAACAUUACGCAUCCAUGGGAUAACGCGACACAAAUUUCGUCGCAGUGUAAACCGUAUAACCAAACUGAAGGAGUUCGCUCUGAGCUACUAACAACGAAGGGCAAUUUACCGUCGACGUCUCGUGUCGUGAAGUGUGCCUCUUUUGCCUACGAUGACAGCCAAUACGGAACAACUGCCACAACCGAAUGGAAUCUGAUAUGCGAUGAUGCGUGGUUGAAAACUACCAGCGAGUCACUGUUCAUGCUAGGAGUGAUGAUGGGAGUUUUGACUCUCGGUGCUUUGUCCGACAAAUAUGGACGCAAGCGAACUCUGAUAUGGGGUUCAGUCCUGCAGUUAAUUUCGGGACUACUGGUCGCUGCUUCGCCUAAUGUCACGAUGUUCGUAAUUUUCCGAAUGAUUGUAGCGACAACGAGUACUGGACUUUACGUUGUGGCUUACGUUGCUGCAAUCGAGAUGGUUUAUCGAAACAAGAAAAUUCCAACUGCGGCUAGUACUUUCUUCUUUAUGGGAGGUUGUCUUCUUACAGUCAGUUUUGCAUACUACAUAAGAAACUGGAGAAUUUUACAGCUGGCUUAUACCGCGCCUACCCUUUUAUUCCUGGCAUUAUCGUGGUCCAUUCCUGAAUCUGCACGAUGGCUGCUGAGCAGAGGGCGUGUGGAAGAAGCAAUGAAUAUACUUCACAAGGCAUCGAUGGAAAAUGGGGUGAAAUUACCGCGGGAUACGUUGGACGAACUGCUGAUAACAGGAAGUGAAAACAAGCCAAACAGUAAAAAAUCAUCUUUGCUUGAUCUAUUGAGAUACCCAAAUAUCAGGAAAAGGAGUCUGGUACUCGUCAUUAUUUGGUUUGUCAACAAUUGCACGUAUUACGGUCUAGCAUGGAACACCGCGAACCUUGGAGGCAGCGUUUACAUAAAUUCUACACUUUCUGCCAUCGUGGAGCUACCCGCAAUUGCAUUCUUAGUAUUCACCAUUGACAAGUGUCGGAGGAAGGUUAUUUUGGGCGGCUCUAUGAUGCUCUCGUCCAUAUCAUUAUUUUUGGCAGUUUUCGUUCCUGUCGACAUGACAUGGCUAGUGACGGGUUUGGCCAUGAUGGGAAAAUUGUCAAUCACGGUCUCAUAUUCAACCCUCUACAUCUUCACAUCAGAGCAGUAUCCUACAACAGUUAGAAAUAUUGGCGUUGGAACUUGUUCAGCUAUUGCUCGGCUCGGUGGAGUGGUAGCACCUAUGAUCGUCGACUUGUCUGAAAUUUCGACGGUUCUUCCUUUCAUUACUUUUGGAUGCAGCAUAGUGCUCGCCGUGUUGUUGUUACUACUUCUUUCAGAAACGUCGAUGAAAAAGCUACCAGAAACAAUAGAAGAGGUAGAAGUAGAAGGGUUUGAAAACCAAGAUGGGCAAGAGAACACCUUCGUACACUCCAGCAUAAAGGAACGUGGGAUCAAGAUACCUAUACUCAACACCAGUGCGGCAACCUCGCCUAAAUCGUCGACCUUUCCCUUCUUCGACCCUAUUCUAGUCUUACACCCAAAGCGAGAUGGAUUAGUCCACGCUACCUCGGUGCGUUACUACCUUUGGCAUUUACGACUGGCCGAGAGUCAAGCUUUAUCGACUUCUGGUCUCCAGCUGAUCCUAUUGUACCUGUACAACUGUGCCUACAGCUGUCGUAUGAUAACGAUAGCGGACCGAAUGGUGCUGCGGUAG